GGUAGUCCUCUCCUCCCUUGCUCCCUUAUUUGGUGCCUGAGGUAUUUUAAUGCGGCGGGGAUUUCUCUCUCACUCAGUACCGAGCUGCCAUCAGUCUGUGCACAACACACUGACCUUGUCCAGCAAUGGCCGAGAAGGAGGCUGAAGAAGCGACCUCGCAGAUUAACAAUGAGGAAACAGCAGAGGGCCAAGAAAAUGUUGAAGAAACUGACCUGGGGCCUUUUGUAAUAAUCCUUGGACAGCAGAUGCCUUCUUCUUUCUUCAAGUUCCAGUUUAAAAAUGUAGAAUAUUCAUCUGGGAGGAAUAAAACAUUUUUGUGCUAUUCAGUGGAAGAAGAGGGUGCGGAGUGUCGGAAAACUGAAGGAUAUGUGGAGGACGAGCACACAACUAUGCAUGCUGAAGAGGCCUUCUUCACAGACGUCUUCAAGGAGUGUGAUGGCAAGCUGAAGUAUUCCAUCAUUUGGUACGUGUCCUCCAGCCCCUGUGCGGCCUGUGCUUCCAAAAUUGUAGAGUACCUGAAGCAGAGUCCCAACAUCUGUCUCACCAUUUUCAUAGCCCGCUUAUUCAUGUGGGAAGAGCCCGAGAUCCAACAAGGCCUGAAGCUACUGAAAGCCGCUGGUUGCCGAUUGAGGAUCAUGAAGGCUCCCGAGUACAACUACUGCUGGAACACCUACGUCGAAAAUGAGGGGGAAUCGUUUGCACCCUGGGAAGACCUACCAACCAGUAGCUCGGCUUAUGAAGGGAUUCUUAAUGACAUUCUACAACAUGCCUAGAAGGAAUAUUCAGUGCUUUCAAAGCCAAAUACUUCAACUCCAUUUGGCGCAGUGGGACAUCGGGGAGAGAAACCAAACUCACAUAUUUUAUUUCACUUGGACUGAACUGAGAGAUUUGCUUUCCUUCUCAUCGUGCAUCACAAGUUUAUUGAACAUGUUCUGAUCGUCUUCUACUUCAGUUCAUAGAUGGUAGCUAAAGUGUUAUGUUCCAAUGAAGAGAAAGUUCUAAGCUACCCAAUAAUGAGCGGAACAUUUCAUAGUGUAGGUUUGGAAUAAGGUAAUAAAAAGUUGUUUCAGACAUAGAAUGCCAAUGUAGUGAAUAUUAUUGCGCUAUAUUUAGUAUCCAAAAUACAUCCUGCUACUUUGUGCCGUACAAUAAAACAUUGGCUUUA
Molecule: messenger RNA, 1165 nt
Organism: Amblyraja radiata (thorny skate)
Lineage: Eukaryota; Metazoa; Chordata; Chondrichthyes; Rajiformes; Rajidae
Gene: apobec2a
Product: apolipoprotein B mRNA editing enzyme, catalytic polypeptide-like 2a
Exons: 3
Coding region: 126-773 (215 amino acids)
Biological process (GO): cytidine to uridine editing
Cellular component (GO): nucleus; cytoplasm
Molecular function (GO): cytidine deaminase activity; RNA binding
Source: RefSeq, a predicted model, not a curated record